GGGCUAAGGCAGGCACACAGUGGCGGAGAAGAUGCCCUCCUGGGCCCUCUUCAUGGUCACCUCCUGCCUCCUCCUGGCCCCUCAAAACCUGGCCCAAGUCAGCAGCCAAGAUGUCUCCUUGCUGGCCUCGGACUCAGAGCCCCUGAAGUGUUUCUCUCGAACAUUUGAGGACCUCACUUGCUUCUGGGAUGAGGAAGAGGCAGCACCCAGUGGGACAAACCAGCUGCUGUAUGCCUACCCGGGGGAGAAGCCCCGUGCCUGCCCCCUGAGUUCUCAGAGCUUGCCCCGCUUUGGAACCCGAUACGUGUGCCAGUUUCCAGCCCAGGAAGAAGUGCGUCUCUUCUUUCCGCUGCACCUCUGGGUGAAGAAUGUGUUCCUAAACCAGACUCGGAUUCAGCGAGUCCUCUUUGUGGACAGUGUGGGCCUGCCGGCUCCCCCCAGUAUCAUCAAGGCCAUGGGUGGGAGCCAGCCAGGGGAACUUCAGAUCAGCUGGGAGGCCCCAGCUCCAGAAAUCAGUGAUUUCCUGAGGUACGAACUCCGCUAUGGCCCCAAAGGUCUCAAGAACUCCACUGGUCCCACGGUCAUACAGUUGAUCGCCACAGAAACCUGCUGCCCUGCUCUGCAGAGGCCACACUCAGCCUCUGCUCUGGACCAGUCUCCAUGUGCUCAGCCCACAAUGCCCUGGCAAGAUGGACCACAGCAGACCUCCCCAACUAGAGAAGCUUCAGCUCUGACAGCAGGGGGUGGAAGCUGCCUCAUCUCAGGACUCCAGCCUGGCAACUCCUACUGGCUGCAGCUGCGCAGUGAACCUGAUGGGAUCUCCCUCGGUGGCUCCUGGGGAUCCUGGUCCCUCCCUGUGACUGUGGACCUGCCUGGAGAUGCAGUGGCAAUUGGACUGCAAUGCUUUACCUUGGACCUGAAGAAUGUUACCUGUCAAUGGCAGCAAGAGGACCAUGCUAGCUCCCAAGGUUUCUUCUACCACAGCAGGGCACGAUGCUGCCCAAGAGACAGGUACCCCAUCUGGGAGGACUGUGAAGAGGAAGAGAAAACAGAUCCAGGAUUACAGACCCCACAGUUCUCUCGCUGCCACUUCAAGUCACGAAAUGACAGCAUUAUUCACAUCCUUGUGGAGGUGACCACAGCCCGGGGUGCUGUUCACAGUUACCUGGGCUCCCCUUUCUGGAUCCACCAGGCUGUGCGCCUCCCCACCCCAAACUUGCACUGGAGGGAGAUCUCCAGCGGGCAUCUGGAAUUGGAGUGGCAGCACCCAUCGUCCUGGGCAGCCCAAGAGACCUGCUAUCAACUCCGAUACACAGGAGAAGGCCAUCAGGACUGGAAGGUGCUGGAGCCGCCUCUCGGGGCCCGAGGAGGGACCCUGGAGCUGCGCCCGCGAUCUCGCUACCGUUUACAGCUGCGCGCCAGGCUCAAUGGCCCCACCUACCAAGGUCCCUGGAGCUCGUGGUCGGACCCAGCUAGGGUGGAGACCGCCACUGAGACCGCCUGGAUCUCCUUGGUGACCGCUCUGCUCUUAGUGCUGGGCCUCAGCGCCGUCCUGGGCCUGCUGCUGCUGAGGUGGCAGUUUCCUGCACACUACAGGAGACUGAGGCAUGCCCUGUGGCCCUCACUUCCAGAUCUGCACCGAGUCCUAGGCCAAUACCUUAGGGACACUGCAGCCCUGAGUCCGCCCAAGGCCACAGUCUCAGAUACCUGUGAAGAAGUGGAACCCAGCCUCCUUGAAAUCCUCCCCAAGUCCUCAGAGAGGACUCCUUUGCCCCUGUGUUCCUCCCAGUCCCAGAUGGACUACCGAAGAUUGCAGCCUUCUUGCCUGGGGACCAUGCCCCUGUCUGUGUGCCCACCCAUGGCUGAAUCAGGGUCCCGCUGUACCACCCACAUUGCCAACCAUUCCUACCUACCACUAAGCUAUUGGCAGCAGCCUUGAGGACAGGCUCCGCACUCCCAGUUCCCUGGACAGAGCUAAACCCUCAAGACAUCUCUGUGAACUUCCAUACCCUACCCCCACAACACAAGUACCCCAGAGCUCACCUCCAUCCCCUUCUGUCUGCCCUCAUAAUUAGGCUUCAUAGCACUGAUCUUACUCUACUGCUGCUGACAUAAAACCAGGACCCUUUCUCCACAGGCAGGCUCAUUUCACUAAGCUCUUCUUUUACUUUCUCUCUCCUCCUUAAUGCCACACACCUUGAAAACAAGCCUUCACUUCCCCACACUCCCCAUUUACUCUUCAGACUACUUCAAUUAGUUCCCCUACUACACUUUGCUAGUAAAACUGCCCAGGCAAAGUACACCUCAAAUCUUCUAAUUCCAAGAUCCAACAGGAUCUCAUUAAUCAUCAGUUCCUUUGAUCUCUCUGUGAGAUUUGUCAUGGCUGACUACUCACUUUUCCUUUAAAUUCUUUCCUACCUUGGUCCUGCCUCUUUGAGUAGACUAGUAGUUUUUUUUGUUUGUUUGAGAUAGGAUCUCACUCUGUCACCCAGGCUGGAGUGCAAUGGCGCGAUCUCAGCUUACUGCAACCUCCACCUCCUGGGUUCAAGCAAUUCUUGUGUCUUGGCCUCCCUAGUAGUUGGGAUUACAGGUGCACAUCACCACACACAGCUAAUUUUUUUUUUUUUUCCGAGGCGGAGUCUCACUCUGUCGCCAGACUGGAGUGCAGUGGCGUGAUCUCGGCUCACUGCAACCUCCACCUCCCAGAUUCAAGCAGUUCUGCCUCAGCCUCCCAAGUAGCCAGGAUACAGGCGCCUGCCACCACACCUGACUAACUAUUUUGUAUUUUUAGUAGAGAUGGGGUUUUGCCACAUUGGCCAGGAUGCUCUCAAUAUCCUGACCUCAUGAUCCGCCUGCCUCAGCCUCCCAAAGUGCUGGGAUAACAAGUGUGACCCACCGCGCCCAGCCCCAGCUAAUUUUCGUAUUUUUAGUAGAGACAGGGUUUUGCCAUGUUGCCCAGGCUGCUCUUGAACUCCUAACCUCGGGUGAUCCACCCACCUUGGCCUCCCAAAGUAAUGGGAUUAUAGGCAUGAGCCACUGCGCCCAGCUGAGUGUACUAGUAGUUAAGAGAAUAAACUAGAUCUAGAAUCAGAGCUGGAUUGAAUUCCUGUCCUUCACAUUUGCUAGCUGUGCAACCUUGGGCACAUAACUUAAUGUCUUUGAGCCUUAGUUUUUUUCAUCUAUAAAACAGGGAUAAUAACAGCACCCCACAGAGUUGUGAUGAGGAUUGAAGUAAUCUAAGUAAAACACAGUACCUAGGACAUAGUAAAUGAUUAAUAUAUCUGAACUACUCUGGUAAUUAUUCCUUCUUACUCUCUUCUAGCAUUUCUUCCAAUUAUUACAGUCCUUCAAGAUUCCAUUUCUUAACAGAGUCUCCAAUCCCAUCUAUUCUCUGCCUUUACUAUAUGUUGACCAUUCCAAAGUUCUUAUCUCUAGCUCAGACGUCUACUACAGCACUGUGAUGCUUUAUGCAACUAACUGUUUACAUGUCUGUCCCCUGCUACUAGAUUGUGAGCUCCUUGAGGGAAAAGACCAUGAUUUAUUUGUCCUUUUCCCCCAGCACCUAGAGUAGUGCUUGCUGCAUGAUAGUAGGCCUUCAAUAAAUUUUCUCUAAAUGAAUGAAAUCUUUCUGGGCAAGGUUACCUUAAUCCCAUGCCAGCUGUUCUCAUCCUCUAAACCAUUCACAGGCAGUAGUAAAUGUGCUCAGACCGCUCUGGUUAUGGACUCUCCUAACACAUUCUAAUUCUCAAACAAAUGGUUUUGUUGUCAUUGUUGUUUUUUGUUGGCUCCAAACAUACCCACUGUAUCAGUCAGGGUCUUGGCAGAAAUAGAUGACACACUCAAAUUGGGUAAUAUGAUGAGAGUGUAAUAAAGGGCAAACAGUAUUUACAAAGAUGAGGGCAAGAUUUGGGAAAACCAUCAAGGAAUAGUGCAAGUGCCUCUGAGGCUAACAACAACAAGGUGCUGGCACUAGCCCUAGGCAUCAAGGGGUAAGGGAGGGAGUGGCUCCCAGAUCACCAGAGAGUAGCUGUAAGACAGGGCUGCCUGGAAGGAGUCAUGGCCUUUCUUUGGUGGAGGGAUGUGGCCAGCCUAUGGGCAGGUGGCAAUGAGAGAGCCAGGGAGAUAGACAGCUCAAUUUCAUGCUCCUCCCAUUCCAGUCUUGGGUCCCUAGGAGUAAAGUCAGAGCCUUUCACAUGGCUGGGGAGGAAUUAUGGAGAUUGGGUAUACUGGAUGUCAUCCAUUUGUCCCACCCAGACCUAUUCUCCAUUGUUCUGCAUCUUGUCCUAUGCUUAGCAAGGCUGAUUCAUAUGGCCUGCAUCAAAAUCAAAGCAUUCUCUCGGGCUUUGGUUUCUGCUUGGGUUCCAACAAUGGGAGGAUAUUAUGGAUUGAAUGAUAUUCUCCUCCUCUCCCUCAAAUUCACAUGUUAAAGUCUUCUUCUUCUUUUUUU
Molecule: messenger RNA, 4447 nt
Organism: Piliocolobus tephrosceles (Ugandan red Colobus)
Lineage: Eukaryota; Metazoa; Chordata; Mammalia; Primates; Cercopithecidae
Gene: MPL
Product: MPL proto-oncogene, thrombopoietin receptor
Exons: 12
Coding region: 32-1939 (635 amino acids)
Biological process (GO): cytokine-mediated signaling pathway
Cellular component (GO): membrane; external side of plasma membrane
Molecular function (GO): cytokine receptor activity; protein binding
Source: RefSeq, a predicted model, not a curated record